Molecule: messenger RNA, 372 nt
Organism: Cladophialophora immunda
Lineage: Eukaryota; Fungi; Ascomycota; Eurotiomycetes; Chaetothyriales; Herpotrichiellaceae
Exons: 2
Coding region: 1-372 (123 amino acids)
Source: RefSeq, a predicted model, not a curated record
AUGUCUGCGAGUACCACGACAACCACGAAUACAACGGAGCAGAUCCUCGCGAGGACAGCGAGACUAGUGGGAGAGACGAGCUUUAUCGAACCCAGCCAUGCCUCACCAUCUGUGACUUCGGGAUCUCCCAGCGAUCACACACGUGCCAACAAUCCCGCCUGGUGGCCGACAGACCAUCGUCGGAUUCCCAACUACCGCCAGGUUCGAUAUCACCCCGAAUGGCAUGAGCUGUCGGGGAACAGUUUGGUCGCAGAUGUAUUUAUUCUGGUGCUCUUUAAAGGAUGUGGCUAUCUCGCAAUGGCCGAACGCAUCUUGAGGAGACUAGGAUUUGAAAACAACUUUUUCACAAGUCGCAUUGCUGGGGAAUGGUAG